AUAUUUUGUUGAAACUUUAGUGCGCUGCCAAAUUCCAAGUCACUCUUCUUUGGCCAAGAGCUCGAGAUUUCUUCCCAUUCUUUUGAGUUUUCCGUUCUUUUGCGCAGAGAGGAUGGACCAGGACAAGUCGAGUAGCAACAGCUCGUUCGAGGACCUCACCAGCACAGCGGCGGAGCUGGACAAGAUGCCCGAGAAAGCGGAGGAGAAGGAAGAUGAUGUGAUGGACAUUCUCGGCAAUGGGCAACUGACCAAGAGGAUUCUGGUGAAGGGCCGCGAAGAGCAGAAGCCACUGACUGGGGAUGUGUGCAGAAUCGUAUUCGAGGGCCGGCUGGAGGACGGAACACUGGUGGAGAAAGAGGAAGACUUCCUGAUCAACGUGGGUGAGCAUGAGGUUUGUCAGGGUCUGGACAUGACACUAGCCCUCAUGUAUCCUGGCGAGAAGGCAGAAGUCGUGGUGAGUCCACGCUUCGCUUAUGGAUCCAUGGGACUGAAAAACGAGAAGGAUCCCUCAAGAAACAUCCCACCAGACUCAAAGAUCAUCUACACAGUGGAACUCCUCACAAGUGAGCCUGAAGACGAAUCCCAGACCAAGACAUUCGAGAAUCGCAAGAAAAUCGGGACUCGCAAGAGAGAACGUGGGAACUUUUGGUUUAACCGAACUGAGUACAACAUCGCUAUCCAACUGUAUCGACGCGCCCUUGAGUACUUGGACGACACCGAGGGCGCCCCUGAGACCAGUCUGGAGUCUUUCACAACUCAACAACUGCAGGAAUUGCUGGAGUUGCGGAUCUUCGUGUUCAACAACCUGGCAGCGGCUCAAACGAAGAUUCAGGCCUACGACACAGCUCUCAAGUCCAUUGAGAAUGUCCUGCGCGUGCAGCCGGACAACGUGAAGGCGCUGUACCGAAAGGGGAAAAUCCUCGAGGCGCAGGGCGACACGAACGGAGCCAUUGCCAUCUUCCAGCGUGCGGCGACACUCGAUCCGGAGAACAAGUCCUUCCAGACGGAAUUGGGCAAGUUGAUCCUGAAGCGCACGCGCGAAGUGCGCAACGAGAAGGAUCUGUACCAAAAGAUGCUGGGACAUGCGCAGAAGCUGGAGCAGAAGGACAAGCGGAAGAGCACGUGCACGGUGGCCAACUGGCGGCCGUGGGGCCUCCUCUUGGGCACAGUGCUGGUGGGAGUCGCCGGGGUGGCAAUGUACAGAUACAAGUACUUCUAAUGCGCUCACCCGGGAAUCUCCAGAACCUUAUUUUUUACUUUCUCUAUCUGUCCGGACACCGUUUUGUUACUCAAACUGGCUGAAGAGCUUCUCCGGAAUCACUGAAAGUGACUUAGGUGCGUUGUUUUAUUAUUUUACUAUAUCUUUCGUCACUCUUUUCUCCAUUCCACAAUGCAGAGUGCAUUUAGAUGAUGGUAGAGGAAAUGUAAAUAUAUUUAAAAUAAAUAUUCUGAUGGAA
Phlebotomus argentipes is the source of this 1457-nucleotide messenger RNA. RefSeq names its product peptidyl-prolyl cis-trans isomerase FKBP8. NCBI's taxonomy places the organism in Eukaryota, Metazoa, Arthropoda, Insecta, Diptera, Psychodidae. The record is from RefSeq and is a predicted model, not a curated record. Gene Ontology annotation, molecular function: protein binding; peptidyl-prolyl cis-trans isomerase activity. Bases 113 to 1219 code for a protein of 368 amino acids. The transcript is spliced from 4 exons.